UGUAACGAUAAAAAAAAAACAAAAACAAAACCAAACGCAACAAAAAAUAUGUUUCAAAUUCCACGACCAACGCGGGCAACACUGCUCGGCGCAGUCAUUGCGCUUGGCAUGGUGAUGUUAAUAUCCUGCGUGCGUCCUUUGGGUGUCCUGUUCCUGGGCCUGUUCAGCUAUUGGCUCUAUUGGACACGGUGCAGCUAUAGAGUGGUGCUCACGCCGCAGCUGCGCGAAAAGCUCGAGUCCUGGCUGCAUCGCGCCGUCGACUGGCGCCACAACUCGCCCAGCAUGUUCUGCCUGGUCAGCGCCGGCUGCCUGGCCACAAUCGCCGUUUUGGGCCACCUGUUGUCCGGCUCCGUGCUGGUGAUGACCCUGCUGGUCGUCUCCGCCGUCGUCUCCACCAAAUACAACUUUAAGCUUGUACAUAUCGAACGCAGAGAUUUCCAGUGGUCGGAGCGCAUCAACUACAAUAAUGCCGUGUCCGAGCUGGAGGAUGAGUUCCUGCCCGACGUCAACGAAUCGAAUCUGUUUGUGCUGGAACGGGCCAGCGAUGUGGCCACCAUUAGCUCACCCACCGACGCGGACGGCCUUGGCGAUGGCGACGAUGACGAUCGCAGCGACGACGUGCCCUCCGAGCUGCUGAUACCCGAUUGCAUACCAGAGAUCGAUGAGCAUUCAACGGACGAGGACGAUGAGCUGGUGCCCCUCUCACAGUCCAAGCAAGCUGCGGAAGCACAGCAGCAGCAGCAGCAGCAGCAGCAGCAGCAGCAGCAGCAGCAGCAACAACAA
This is a messenger RNA of Drosophila navojoa, 783 nucleotides long. RefSeq lists its product as uncharacterized. Gene Ontology annotation, biological process: regulation of gene expression. The record is from RefSeq and is a predicted model, not a curated record. Gene Ontology annotation, molecular function: sequence-specific DNA binding. Gene Ontology annotation, cellular component: nucleus. Lineage: Eukaryota; Metazoa; Arthropoda; Insecta; Diptera; Drosophilidae.